Morchella sextelata is the source of this 1323-nucleotide messenger RNA. RefSeq lists its product as uncharacterized. Gene Ontology annotation, biological process: Golgi calcium ion transport; Golgi calcium ion homeostasis; manganese ion transmembrane transport. Gene Ontology annotation, cellular component: fungal-type vacuole membrane; Golgi apparatus. The transcript has 3 exons. NCBI's taxonomy places the organism in Eukaryota, Fungi, Ascomycota, Pezizomycetes, Pezizales, Morchellaceae. The record is from RefSeq and is a predicted model, not a curated record. Gene Ontology annotation, molecular function: manganese ion transmembrane transporter activity; calcium ion transmembrane transporter activity. The coding region runs from base 1 to 1323 and encodes 440 amino acids.
AUGCACCUCAACACACGGAACCUCCUCCUCCUCCUGCUCACCAGCAGCACCGCGCUCGCCUCCACCGUCCCGCCCCCGCGCUCCGCCACCGACCUCAAGACCUCCGCCGGCACCGUCGACGCCCCCGUCGACGGGCUCGACGGAAAGCCCCACACGGGCCCGGGCCUCUACCCUGAGCACUCGGACAAGAAGGGCACUGGCGAGGUGGGCGUCAGUGGCGGCGGCAGCAGCGUCGACAUAAAGAAGCCGCCGCCGCACACGGGGGAGCAUGAGAUUGUGGACAUCGAGGAUCCGGCGGAGGGGGAUGAAUCUUCGCUAUCACUCAAGAAGGGCGCUGGAACCGCCAGCGACGACGACGACGACGACGACGACGAAGGCUCUUCGUCCCCCGUGUCCAGCUCCGGCCACAAGGAAUACCAAUCCCAGACCGACACGCUCGCCGACCCCCCCGCGGCCGCCCAGCCGCACCUCUCCCCGCAGGACGACGACGAUGGCGCCGCAGGCGGCAUCUCCCAGCCCCUCCACUCCUUCACGCUGUCCUUCGUCAUGAUCAUCUUCUCCGAGAUUGGCGACAAGACCUUCCUGAUCGCCGCGCUGAUGGCAAUGAAGCACCCGCGGCUGCUCGUGUUCUCCGCCGCCCUGGGCUCCCUCAUCGUCAUGUCCAUCCUGUCCGCGCUCCUCGGCCACGCCGUGCCCACGCUGCUGCCAAAGAACUUCACCAACUUCCUCGCCGCCGGCCUGUUCCUCGUCUUCGGCGUGCGCAUGGUGCUGGAAGGCCUCAAGAUGGAGAAGGGCACCGCCAACGUCCAGGAAGAGAUGAAAGAGGUCGAGCAAGAGCUCGAAGAAAAGGCCACCCACAGCAGCGCCAGCGCCCGCUCCCUCGAAGGCGGCCUCAUCGCCUCGCCCCGCGGCUCCAACACGCACGCGCUGCGCCGCUCCACCUCCUCGCCGUCGCUCUCCGACAGCGACGAGGACGACUAUGCGCGUGCCCGCGGCCGCGGCAAGGCGCAGAACACGAGGGUUACCAGCCUGGAGGGGAUUCAGAAUCUGGCCGGGUUGUUGCUGAGUCCUGCGUGGGUGCAGACGUUUGUGAUGACGUUUUUGGGCGAGUGGGGGGAUCGCUCGCAGAUUGCGACGAUUGCGAUGGCGGCGGGGCAGGAUUAUUGGUAUGUGACGAUUGGAGCGAUCUCCGGGCAUGCGAUCUGUACGGGUAUUGCGGUGAUAGGAGGACGCAUGUUGGCGAUGACCCUCGGUGGUGCGGCGGCGUUUUUGGCGUUUGGGGUUAUAUACCUAGGGGAGGCACUUUUUUACGGGUCUUCGUAG